This is a messenger RNA of Catharus ustulatus (Swainson's thrush), 2317 nucleotides long. RefSeq lists its product as uncharacterized. The record is from RefSeq and is a predicted model, not a curated record. Lineage: Eukaryota; Metazoa; Chordata; Aves; Passeriformes; Turdidae. The coding region runs from base 419 to 1414 and encodes 331 amino acids. The transcript is spliced from 5 exons.
CCCUGCCUCCUCACCUGUCCCUUGCAGCUGCAGCCAGUUUGAUCCCUGGGAUUGUCCUUCAGAUGGAUCCCUGGGAUUGUCCUUCAGAUGGAUCCCUGGGAUUGUCCCUCAGAUGGAUCAGGCUCAGUGACAUCCCUGCUCCUUUCAUCCUCCCAGUGGCAUUCCAUGUGCCAGGGCUGGAUUCCCGUGUGUGUCCUGAGGCUGGGCCUCCCUCUCUGCUGAUCCCAUCUCCCUCUGCUCUGAUCCCAUCCCAGGGUCCCCAGUCGGUGGCUGGCUCAGUGUCUGGGUUGUUACUCCAAUGUUAUCCCAGUUGUUAUCCCGGUGUUAUUCUGGUGUUAUCCAGGUUUUCAUGUAGGAGUGCUCAGGUCAGUGUCCAGGUUUUUAUCCUGGUUGUUGCCCCAGUGUUAUCCCAGUCUCCAUGCAGGAGUACCCAGGUCAGUGUCCCAGUUGUUAUCCUGGUUUUUAUCCCAGUAUUACCCCGGUGUUAUCCUGGUUGUUAUCCCGGUGUUAUCCUGGUUGUUAUCCCAGUGUUAUCCCUGUCUCCAUGCAGGAGUACCCAGGUCAGUGUCCAGGUUUUUAUCCCGGUGUUAUCCUGGUGUUAUCCUGGUUGUUAUCCCAGUGUUAUCCCGGCCUCCAUGCAGAAGUACCUGGGUCAGUGUCCAGACAUUUAUCUCAGUUGUUAUCCCGGUCUCCAUGCAGGAGUACCCAGGUCAGUGUCCAGGUUUUUAUCCUGGUUUUUAUCCCAGUGUUAUCCCAGCGUUAUCCUGGUUGUUACCCCGAUGUUAUCCCAGUGUUAUCCCAGUCUCCAUGCAGGAGUACUCAGGUCAGUGUCCAGGUUUUUAUCCUGGUGUUAUCCCAGUCUCCAUGCAGGAGUACCCAGGUCAGUGUCCAGGUUUUUAUCCUGGUGUUAUCCCGUUUUUUAUCCCUGUAUUAUCCCGGUGUUAUCCGGGUUUCCAUGCAGGAGUGCCCAGGUCAGUCUCCAGGUUUUUAUCCCGGUGUUGUCCCGGUCUCCAUGCAGGAAUACCCAGGUCAGUGUCCAGGCUAUUACCUCAGUUGUUAUCCCAGUGUUAUCCUGGUGUUAUCCCGGUCUCCAUGCAGGAGUACCCAGGUCAGUGUCCAGGUUUUUAUCCUGGUUUUUAUCCCAGUUGUUAUCCCAGUGUUAUCCAGGUCUCCAUGCAGGAGUACCCAGGUCAGUGUCCAGGCUAUUAUCUCAGUUUUUAUCCCGGUGUUGUCCCGGUCUCCAUGCAGGAGCAGAUGGCCCAUUCCAGCCCGGAGCAGGUCCCAGCUGUCUGUUGAACACAGAGGAUCCACCCCAAGCCCCGUUAAUCCUUUAAAGGAACGGCUAAUCCGAUCAGCUCCAAACCCCUCCUCAUCCCAACUGCCCAAACCGUGUCCCAUGGCAGGGCCUGGAUGAACCCAGAGGUGAUUUUCCAGGCACUGCUGUUCCUCAGGGCGGGUGACACUCCUGUGGCAGCUCUUUGUGUCCCCAAGGGAGUCUGUGGUGACCCUCUGGGGCCAGGAGCUGAGCAGCAUCUGGUGCUGCAGAUGGAUGACUCCAUGGAAAAGAGCUGGAGUUAACCCUGGCAUCUCCUCUCCAAUCCCCUCAAGAACCAGGAAUUCUCCCAUCUGUGGUUGUGUCACAUGGAUUUAGGAUAAAAAAAACUCCCUUAGGAGGAGUUUCAGGGACAGCCCAAAGCACCUGACACCGUUUUUCUCAGGGUUAAAUUGAUUUUCUCCCUGCUGCUGCAUUUAUUGGAUCUUUGUGUGGGAAGAGUUGAUCUAUUCUGGAUUUAGGGAGCAGAGCUGUGUGUGAGGAGAGGAGCUGGAUCAUUAGAGCAGCUCUAAUACCCAUAAUUAUCUUAAACUUAAAUCUGUGUGAGCCUGCACGUGGCUCCUCCAGAGAUGGACACAGCACUCAGAUCAUUCAGGGGCUUAAAGCCACAGAUCCAGGAUGAUUUCAUCUGGAAAUGCUUCUUGAGGAGUUCCUUUUCCCAGUUUUGGUGAGGGUGGGAAUGGGAGGGAGAUUCUGUUGGAGCAUUGAAAUGGAUUUGGGUCUGUGUCAGCUCUGGCUCCUGAAGGGAUUCGUGGUGCUCAGGCUGAUGGAGCUCUGGGUUUAUUCCUUAUGAGAGAUGCAAUUCCAGCUCCCAAAAAAUGUCCCUUGGGAAUGCUCCCCUGCCCCCAGCGCCUGCCAGCAGGCAGAGAGUGAAUCAUGGAGUGGGGUGGGUUAGAAGAGACCCUAAAGCCCAUCCAGGGACACCUCCCUCCAUCCCAGGUGGAUCCAACCUGGCCUUGGACACUCCAGGGAUCCACAGCAAAU